UAGAGUCACCCAUUUCACAACACAUUGGCACUCACAAGUCACAACAAUCCACAAACAAGCACCUUAAAAAAACAUUCAGAAGCAGAGCAGAUCGCUUCCAUGGAGUGCGCGACCGGCCCCACCACCUCACACCCUCUGUUCCGCCGCCGCCGGUGAUCAUUCCACCACCCUUUCUUCCACUCCCCUCCUUCCCGACCACACACUCCCCAUCGCGUAGCCAAAAAGCCUCACUAUCGAUCCAUGAUCUAAAGUCCCCUUUAACCUCACCUUUCACUUUGAGAAAUCACUAGAAGAAGUGAUAGUACGACAGUGAUGAAUAGCUCUGGGACACUCAAGUCUUCAAGUUCUGAGUUGGAUCUUGAUCGACCCAACAUUGAAGAUUACCUCCCAUCAGGAGCCCUUAUUCAACAAGAACCUCAUGGCAAGCUUCGCCUGUUUGAUUUGCUAGACAUUUCUCCUACUUUAUCUGAGGCGGCGGGUGCUAUUGUAGAUGACACAUUCACGAGAUGCUUCAAGUCAAAUCCUCCUGAGCCAUGGAAUUGGAAUAUUUAUUUGUUUCCUUUGUGGUGUUUUGGAGUUGUGGUUCGAUAUUUGAUUUUGUUCCCUUCAAGGGUUCUAGUGUUAACAAUAGGAUGGAUAAUAUUUCUUUCAUCCUUCAUUCCAGUGCACUUCCUAUUGAAAGGACAUGACAAGUUGAGGAGAAGCAUUGAGAGGACUUUGGUAGAGAUGAUAUGCAGUUUCUUUGUUGCCUCUUGGACUGGAGUUGUCAAGUACCAUGGGCCAAGGCCUAGCAGGCGACCGAAACAGGUUUUUGUGGCCAACCAUACUUCCAUGAUUGAUUUCAUUGUCUUAGAACAGAUGACUGCAUUUGCUGUUAUUAUGCAGAAGCACCCAGGAUGGGUUGGAUUAUUGCAGAGUACCAUUUUGGAGAGUGUAGGAUGUAUCUGGUUCAAUCGUACAGAGGCAAAGGAUCGAGAAAUUGUGGCAAGGAAGUUGCGGGAUCAUGUCCAGGGAGCUGACAACAACCCUCUUCUCAUAUUUCCUGAAGGAACUUGCGUGAAUAAUCACUAUACAGUCAUGUUCAAGAAGGGUGCAUUUGAACUUGGCUGCACAGUUUGCCCAGUUGCAAUCAAGUACAACAAAAUAUUUGUAGAUGCUUUUUGGAAUAGUCGAAAGCAAUCAUUCACUACGCAUCUGUUGCAGCUAAUGACAUCUUGGGCUGUUGUUUGUGAUGUUUGGUACUUGGAGCCACAAAAUCUGAAGCCCGGAGAGACAGCCAUCGAGUUUGCAGAGAGGGUGAGAGACAUAAUCGCACAUCGUGCUGGCCUAAAAAUGGUUCCUUGGGAUGGAUACCUGAAGUAUUCUCGUCCUAGCCCAAAGCAUAGAGAAAGAAAGCAGCAGAACUUUGCCGAGCUAGUGCUGCGACGCUUGGAGGAGAAAUGAUGUGAUCCUUUGUAUUUUAUGCCUCUCCAACUCAUAUAUUUCACUUGUUUUAAUUUUAUUUUUAUGCUACUAUUUAUGACAUUUAGGUUCUUUAACUGAAAUUUUUGCACGCUGCCUUGGACACACUGGUGGAAGAUUUACAUUUUAAGGAUGAAUUUUUUUGGUGGGGUCGUAUCUGAA
Messenger RNA from Lotus japonicus, 1623 nucleotides. RefSeq names its product glycerol-3-phosphate acyltransferase 9. Lineage: Eukaryota; Viridiplantae; Streptophyta; Magnoliopsida; Fabales; Fabaceae. Gene Ontology annotation, biological process: triglyceride biosynthetic process. The record is from RefSeq and is a predicted model, not a curated record. Gene Ontology annotation, molecular function: glycerol-3-phosphate O-acyltransferase activity. Gene Ontology annotation, cellular component: endoplasmic reticulum. The coding region runs from base 313 to 1443 and encodes 376 amino acids. The transcript has 13 exons.